Messenger RNA from Lotus japonicus, 1737 nucleotides. Its product is annotated as serine hydroxymethyltransferase 4. Gene Ontology annotation, cellular component: cytoplasm. Bases 114 to 1529 code for a protein of 471 amino acids. Lineage: Eukaryota; Viridiplantae; Streptophyta; Magnoliopsida; Fabales; Fabaceae. Gene Ontology annotation, molecular function: glycine hydroxymethyltransferase activity; pyridoxal phosphate binding; zinc ion binding. The record is from RefSeq and is a predicted model, not a curated record. The transcript has 4 exons. Gene Ontology annotation, biological process: tetrahydrofolate interconversion; folic acid metabolic process; L-serine catabolic process.
AAGGGACACACACACAGAGCACAGAAAUUGAGAUGCGAAAAUUGAGCUAAACACAGACACACUGCGCAUUCACUACGUUCUGAAAUUCCUCUGUUUUCUCUGAUACAUCCAUCAUGGAUCCGGUGAACGACUGGGGCAACACGCCGCUAUCAACGGUGGACCCGGAGAUCCACGACCUCAUCGAGCACGAGAAGCGUCGCCAAUGCCGCGGCAUCGAGCUCAUAGCAUCGGAGAAUUUCACCUCCUUCGCCGUCAUCCAAGCUCUUGGCAGCGCCCUCACCAACAAAUACUCCGAAGGCAUGCCCGGUAACCGCUACUACGGCGGCAAUGAGUUCAUCGACCAGAUCGAGAAUCUCUGCCGCUCUCGCGCUCUCCAGGCCUUCCACCUCGACGCCGCCGCGUGGGGUGUUAACGUCCAGCCUUAUUCCGGUUCUCCGGCGAAUUUCGCCGCCUACACCGCCGUGCUCCAGCCGCAUGAUCGUAUCAUGGGGCUGGAUCUUCCUUCCGGCGGGCAUUUGACUCAUGGGUACUACACCUCCGGCGGGAAGAAGAUCUCGGCGACUUCGAUUUACUUUGAGAGUUUGCCUUACAAGGUGAAUUUCAGUACUGGGUAUAUUGACUAUGAUAGGUUGGAGGAGAAGGCUUUGGAUUUCAGGCCAAAGUUGAUUAUCUGUGGUGGUAGUGCUUACCCUAGGGACUGGGAUUAUGCCAGGUUUAGACAGGUUGCUGAUAAGUGUGGUGCACUUCUGCUAUGUGAUAUGGCUCACAUUAGUGGCCUUGUUGCUGCUCAGGAAGCAAAUAACCCAUUUGAGUACUGUGACAUUGUCACAACAACAACACACAAGAGCUUGAGGGGGCCCAGGGCGGGUAUGAUCUUCUACCGGAAGGGACCUAAACCGCCCAAGAAGGGCCAGCCGGAGAAUGCAGUGUAUGAUUUUGAAGACAAGAUCAACUUUGCAGUCUUCCCCUCCCUUCAGGGUGGUCCUCACAACCACCAGAUCGGCGCCCUUGCUGUCGCUUUGAAACAGGCCAUGACACCUGGGUUCAAGGCAUAUGCCAAGCAAGUUAAGGCCAAUGCAGUUGCUAUUGGAAAUUACUUGAUGAGCAAAGGUUACAGCCUUGUCACUGGAGGAACUGAGAACCAUCUUGUCUUGUGGGAUCUUCGACCUCUCGGAUUGACCGGCAAUAAGGUGGAGAAACUUUGUGACCUCUGCAACAUUACUGUGAACAAAAAUGCUGUUUUUGGUGAUAGCAGUGCCUUGGCUCCUGGGGGAGUAAGAGUUGGAGCCCCAGCUAUGACUUCCAGGGGCUUGGUUGAGAAGGACUUUGAACAGAUCGGAGAGUUCCUUCACCGUGCAGUGUCUCUCACGCUGGAGAUCCAGAACGAGUAUGGCAAACUUUUGAAGGAUUUCAACAAGGGCUUGGUGAACAAUAAGGCUAUUGAAGAACUCAAAGCUGAUGUUGAGAAGUUCUCAGCCUCAUUCGAUAUGCCUGGAUUCCUAGUAUCUGAGUUGAAGUACAAGGAUUAGGUGGCAAAUGCAACUCUUCUCCCAAUUGUCAUAAUGUCCUAGGCAAGUCAGGGAAAAGGAGAUAAGAAGUCAAUAAAUCUUUCUUUUUGGGUGUCACAUUAGGCUAGUUGGAUGGAUUUUCAGUUCUAUUUUAAUUAUUUGUCUUCGUUAUUUGUUUCUGUAUGCGUGUGAUAUAAUAUUUUCUCAAUAAAAUGAUAUAUUACGUGUA